UAACAACCACCACCGUAAUCCCAAAGAUCUCAAUUUUUUCGAGUGGUUCAUAAAUAAUUCACCAAAUCUCAGAAACGAGUUUUUAAUCAUCGCCGGAGAUUUAAACCGGGGAAAUGAUCGGCGGAGGUAAGGUUUACUGGGGUAAGAAGCCGGAUAAAGAGAUAGACGACGGCGGAUCUAACGGCGUCGUUGUGAUCUUCGCUUGGAGUUCGAUUAACGAGAAUCAUCUCACGAAUUUCGUUGACCUCUACUCUUCUCUCGGAUGGAAUUCGCUUGUUUGCCGUGCUGAUUUUCUCACUGCAUUUUACCCUGAAAUGGCUCUUUCUUUAGCAUUCCAUCUUCUUGCUGAGCUCAUUGAGGAGCUAAAGACCAGACCAUGUCCUGUUAUAUUUCUAGCUUUCUCUGGAGCUCCAAAAGCUUCCAUGUACAAAGUCUUACAGGCAAGCUUUAAAAGGAUUAAACUUUCAGCUAAUCUGUCUUUAUCUUGUGUUGUUGUCCAAUGGUAUAUCUAAAUAUUGCUAAAAACAUUAUACAAUGCAGGUGAUCAUGGGUGAUUGUGAAGCUCAAAUUCAUCCGGAUGAUAGCCAGUUAGUUAGAAACUGUUUAUCCGGACACGUCUACGACUCUGGACCGUUGGAUUUCACGAGCGAUUUGAAUGCGAAAUUCGCACUACAUCCCACGAUAAGGCGAAUGUCAGGGCCUUCGAAGCUAGUAUCUUGGAUGGCUAAAGGGAUAUCUUCGGGGCUCGACGGUUUAUAUCUCACAAGAUUUGAAUCCCAACGCAGUGAGUAUUGGCAAGCUCUCUACUCAUCGGUUGAAAUCGGAGCUCCAUAUCUCAUUUUAUGCUCGGAGAGCGACGAUCUUGCUCCUCACCAAGUGAUUUCAAGAUUCACCCAUCAGUUGCAGGAGCUAGGAGGAGAAGUUAAAGUCGUCAAGUGGAAAAAUUCACCUCAUGCAGGACACUACACACAUAACCCUAUACAAUACCGAACAAUUAUCUCCAACUUUCUAGAGAAGGUCAUAUCUGUUCACUUACAGAAAAUCCGUCAGCUUGGAGAAAGAGCUCGGACGCAUGAUGAGAUCUCUGAGCUGAUAUGUAACCUUCAGAAAGUUGCUGUGAACUCUAACCAAAGCCUAAGAAGAGUAGCUACUGGACCAUGUGACCACUUCUUCUUACCAAGCUCAGCGCCGUAUCAAAGCAACAAGAACGAUCCAUCGUCUUCUCAAGAAGAGCAGGGAGAAAGAUCUUUAUUCCGCCAGAUUCAACCGACGAGCAUAAACGCUCACAGCGUUCUCGGGCAGUUCCUAUUCGACUCAUGCGUUCCUAAAAACAUCGAAGGAUGGGAUAUCAGAUUCGGAGGCUCUCUCAACGGCCAACCAUACGCAACUUCCUCCUCACGUAAGAACUCGAGUAUUGGUUUCAAGAAACGCUUACUCCGUUCAAGACUAUGAUGAACUUUUGGGUGAAAAGGCUAAGCAAGGUACGAUGGGAAGUAAGUAGAGAGAUGUUUUUAGAGAAGGAGAGGGUUUGUAUAGGAUGCGGAAGAUGUAAAUAGAGUGAUGAUGAUUUUACUACGAACUAACAUACCUGAGGGAUCUAAAGAGUGUUUGUGAGUACAAGUAUCAAAAAUAAAGUCUGUAUAGAUAGACAUAUCUUUUUACUUGUGUCAAUAAAAAACACUGUAAAAAUGUAUCACUAGUGUAUGUUAUUAUAGCUUUGAGUCUUUGGACAUUCAUCAUAGACUUGGUUUCAAAACAUUAUCAAAUUACUAAUUGAAUGAAAAUUCUUUCGAG
This is a messenger RNA of Thlaspi arvense, 1794 nucleotides long. The record is from the annotation of a GenBank genome assembly. Lineage: Eukaryota; Viridiplantae; Streptophyta; Magnoliopsida; Brassicales; Brassicaceae.